UUUACCAACACAACUGCUGUCGUUCAGAUAAACACUGUUGCAAGGUAGCAGUUUAUGUAGCUGCUCUUUUGACCUAGUCUUUUUUUAUAAACAUUUUAGUGUCAGCCUUUGCAGCUCGAGACGACCCACACGUGAUCGACCAGGAUAACUAGGCAGAUUGUUAGAUACAGUAUUUGAAUUUGACGAGGCUGUUUUGACGUUGGAUAGCUAACUACAUUCGCUGGUUCGAAAUUUCGAAUAGACCUCACAUUAAUUGUUUAUAUGGUUAUAUCACAAGCGUACCAAAUUUUGAUAGGUAAAGCAGACUAAUUUGUUAACCGGGUCGACGUUCGUUUUUCAUGCCAGUUUGUGCAGCUGUACAUUUUCUGUGCGGCUAAUAAAUUAUAACGUCAUUUGUUUUUGAGAGCCCUCUGCGGAUUGUCAUUUUUACUUUUUCAAGAACAAGGCUUUCUGCCUGAAAUAUUUUUGUUAGUGAUUUCCACAAACAUUGUAGCUAGCAUUUAGCUUGCCCGCACCCGUAUCAGCGAUUGUAACCGCGAGCCAGCAUCAGCCAAGCGAAUUUGACAAAAACAUUUAGUAAAUAAAUAAGUCAUCAAGAGCAGUAUCACACACACCGAUAACUGACUUCUGUUGUCGAGAAAUUGCCUUAAUCUCUUGCUUAUUUUCCAUUACCGAAAACCGACAUCGAAAGUGAAGUAACCUAGCUAGCUACAGUCAGAAGCAGUUGAGUAGCUAGGUAUCCAAAUUCUGAAUCUGACCCGGAUUGUCAUUUUAUUAGUGUUAUUGUUGAAAAUGGCGGCGAUCGAAAUGGUGCAGAUGUUGAUCGAAGCAGCAGAAUACCUUGAUCGCAGAGAAAGAGAAGCUGAACAUGGCUAUGCCUCCAUGUUACCGUUCACCAGCAGCAAAGAGAAGGACAGCUUGAAACAGAAAAAUAAAAGCAAGAAGAACUCCAGUAGCAGAUCCACACACAACGAGAUGGAGAAGAACAGAAGAGCACACCUACGGCUGUGUUUAGAGCGAUUGAAAUCCCUCGUUCCAUUGGGACCAGACUCCAACAGGCAUACCACCCUCAGCCUGUUGAUGAGAGCCAAGAAACACAUUGGGAGGUUGGAGGAGAGCGAACGGAGAGCCCAGCAUACCUUAGACCAGCUGCAGAGGGAGCAGAGGCACCUGCAACGACGUCUGGAGCAGCUAGGGGUGGAGAGGACACGUAUGGACAGCACAGGAUCCACCGUCUCCUCCAACAAUCCUGACUCAGACCAGGAGGAGGAGCUGGAUGUGGACGUGGAGGGGACCGACUACCUGCUGGGGGAUCUGGAGUGGAGCACCAGCAGUGUGAGUGACUCUGACGAGAGGGGAAGCCUGCGCAGCAGCUGCAGUGACGAGGGCUACUCCAGUGCCAGCCUGCGCCUGCAGAACCAAAACACUCAGGAGAAGGCCAAGCAGUUGGGCUGCAGCCUAUAAGAGCACAGCCCUCGACCUCUGGCCCCCGUGCAACUGCAUCCCUCUAUCGUCAAGUUAACUCGCGCCACCAACCAGUCUCUGCCAAUCAGACCUCACUCCCAGCAGGACUGGCCUUCUGACCAAGACCUCUCCUCCAGCUAUAUUCCACCUCUCUUUCCCCCUCAGACCGCCAACACCUGAGACACCCAUCAUGCCAUUUCAACCGUCCAUCAGCCAACCAGAAUGGAGGAUCAGUCUCUGGCACUGCCCAUUCAGAGCCUCUGGUCCAAUAAGAUGAGUAGGAUUUGGAAGACACUCCUCCGUGCAUCCCUUUCUGUGUCCACCACCUCCCCACCCCACCCCCUCCCUCCCUUCCUGCUCUGCUGUCUGUUUCAGUGUAAGAGCAGAGCAUAGAGGUGACUUGCCUGUUUUCACUUAUCCAUGCUGUUUCCCCCUUCCAGCGUCCGAGAACAAAGACUUCAGCUAGAGAAUGUGAUUACAACACUACACCUCACUGCCCC
This is a messenger RNA of Coregonus clupeaformis (lake whitefish), 1964 nucleotides long. It is a transcript of the gene mxd1, whose product is annotated as MAX dimerization protein 1. Gene Ontology annotation, biological process: negative regulation of transcription by RNA polymerase II. NCBI's taxonomy places the organism in Eukaryota, Metazoa, Chordata, Actinopteri, Salmoniformes, Salmonidae. Bases 793 to 1464 code for a protein of 223 amino acids. Gene Ontology annotation, molecular function: RNA polymerase II cis-regulatory region sequence-specific DNA binding; DNA-binding transcription factor activity, RNA polymerase II-specific; protein dimerization activity. The record is from RefSeq and is a predicted model, not a curated record. The transcript is spliced from 6 exons.